Molecule: messenger RNA, 2712 nt
Organism: Parathielavia appendiculata
Lineage: Eukaryota; Fungi; Ascomycota; Sordariomycetes; Sordariales; Chaetomiaceae
Product: RabGAP/TBC
Exons: 4
Coding region: 122-2422 (766 amino acids)
Biological process (GO): activation of GTPase activity
Molecular function (GO): GTPase activator activity
Source: RefSeq, a predicted model, not a curated record
CAAGAGUGAAAGCCAAUAAUCUUGGAACUCUAUGUCGUCGACAUCCUCACGCUCACAUAUCCACAGCGGACGGUCCUCCAUCUCAGUAAUCGAAUGAUCGGAACAUGCCCCUCAGACAAUCAUGAGGACCCUGGCCGAGACAAAAUCACGAUGGGAGGAUACGUUCAAGGAGGGAUCCAGCAUCGCCGACCUGCAACGGGCCGUCAAGUUCAACGGCCCCCACAGCCCCUGCGUAGCUGGUCUGCGCUCCAUCUGCUGGAAGGCUUUUCUGCUAUGGAGGGACGCGCCUGCUGAACAGUGGCCUGAGCUCGCCCGCGAGUCUCGCGCAGCCUAUAGCGCCAUAUGCGGCCAGCACCUACGGUAUAUCAGGCAUCCCGAGCAGCUCGCUGCCCUCACCAUUGACCCGCUGGCCGAUGACCCAGACUCGCCCUGGAACGCCGUGCGUAGGGACGAAACGGCCCGCGCCGAGAUCCUCCAAGAUGUCCAGCGACUGCCCGACGAACCCUUCUACCACGAGGAGCGCGUUCAAACCAUGAUCUUGGACAUUCUCUUCCUCUACUGCAAACUCAAUCCCGGCGUGGGCGGAUAUCGCCAAGGCAUGCAUGAGCUGCUUGCUCCUAUUGUCUGGGUGGUGGCCCAGGACGCGGUUGACCGGGCGACCGUUACGACCGACGACCCUGCCGAGGCGCUGAUUGUUGAGAUGCUAGACUCGGCUUUUGUCGAGCAUGAUGCAUUUUCGCUGUUUUCCAAGGUCAUGGAAAGUGCCGGCCCCUUUUACGAGGUCAAGGGUAGUGCCAGCUCGGAUACGCCACAGAAGAAUACCAUCGUUGAAAGGAGCAAGUACAUUCACGAGGUGGCUUUAACAAAGAUUGACGAGGAGCUGGCGAAUCACUUGCGAAACAUUGAAGUUCUUCCGCAAAUAUUCCUCAUCCGGUGGAUCCGACUAUUGUUUGGCAGAGAGUUUAAUUUCGGACAGUUACUCUCGCUCUGGGAUAUAUUAUUUGCAUACGAUCCCCAUCUGGAGCUGAUAGACCUCAUUUGCGUGGCCAUGCUGCUGCGGAUUCGAUGGACUCUGCUCGAAGCCGACUAUUCAGUUGCCCUGCAACUGAUGUUGAAAUACCCCACGCCGGCGCCCCCUCAUGGUCCUCAUACAUUCGUUGACGACGCCUUGUACCUGAAAGGCCACUUCGACGCCGCUGGCGGCGUCACUUUAAUAUUCAAAUACACUGGCAAGAGCCCCGCGAAUUCAUCAUUCACGACACCAGCCCCAUCACGCACUACGACGCCAUCAUUUCAGAAAUUCAACAGCUUGCGCCAACGGACGCUCGGCGCGAGGUCACCACUGCCGGCAAGGAUCCUGCAACAACCCGGCGGCGUCGAAGCACUCCUCCAAGGGGCGGCCAAGAACGUGAUGCAGAGGGGCGAAAAGCUUGGUAUCAACCAAGCUGUGCGCGAUGCCGUGGGUGAGAUUCGCCGCAAUGUUCAGGGCUUCCAGGAAACCCGGAAUACGACCAGGGGAGCCCGCGCGCUGUCGCUGUUUGGAGAGGCCACUCCCCCGCCACUUCAGGAUCAUGCCCUAACUGUUGCCAUGAUGGAAAAAAGAAACCGCCGAUUGGCUGCCAUGCUGGACGAGUCGGUCACGAACCUCAAGCUGCUGGCAGCUUCAGGGUUCGAGGGUGAGAAGGAGAAGCAUCUCGAGACAGUCGAGUUGGCCGCAGCCAAAAUCCAAUUCGUCAAGGCAUGCUUAGAAGACGCCUCGCUCGCACUCCCAGAGGAGGAGCUCCCUUCUCUGGGAACACUUACAAUAUCAGGUUCAGCCGAAAUCAGUUCUUCCACGGUUGCCCUCGACACCACUCCUCUGGUUAUGACCUCCUCCGCAGUAGACGAGACCAGGACGGCGUUGUCAACACCAGACUCGAGCAAGGGAAACAGCGUUCUCGCCUCCCCACCGGCGGAGUCGCAGGCCAAGCAGCUAAUUGCCGAGGUCGACAAGAUGGACACGGACCAUCACGACGAGGACACGUUGCCUCCUCUGAAGUCGGAGCUCACAAACUCCCCUUCACCUCCGGCAGUCUUGACAGUCAUACCUGACACCCCGCCUCCACCGGUGCCUAUUCAAAGGGAGCAGCGGCCACACGGCCCCAUUCCCACGCGAUCCACACUAGCCCAGUCGUCCUUCGCCUGGAUGCUGGAGCCAGAUUCAGCCACAUCCUCUCUCCAGCGGCCCCAUUCAUCGUCCUUCUCGUCGUCAGGCAGGCCACCGAGCAGUGGAGGGGGCAGCACUGCCCAAAGAAAGCGAGUCAACCCCAGCAGAGAGAAGAACGCCUUCCUCUUUGGUGAGGUUACGGGUGACGGGGCUGGCGAGGGGCUACUGUCGGCGGACCAGAUCUUUGGGUUGCAGCCUAUCCGGAAGGGGGGAUGAUGGGCCGGGGUGAGGUAACCGGCAAAGACACAUACAGCGGGGCAAGCGAGGGUUGUUGGGGGCAAUGGAGUUCAGGCCACCUCGCAGGCAUCUGUCGAUCUGAGAGUGUUCCGCCCUUAGGCUGCGGCGGAAUCGACCGACCAAUAUCACCAAGGCCUAAGCGCGACUGCUACUAGGUAGCCAUGGUGGCCCUGCGGGUACCUACAGCAGCGCAACCUGGUCGUCGGUGAAUACAAGAUCGAUAAAGGUCAUCAGGGGACUCUGGGCGAAGCAAAACCCCCAUAGCAUGG